UCUGGAGACAUAGCGAGAGGACGAUCUGGACGCAUGACUUCCGUUUUCUUCCAAUUAUCAGCAUGAUCCCUAAGAUGCAGGAAGUGAAAUGGCUCUAGCAACGAGACCCCUGUGCACCAAGCUGGGUCAGUUGACCCAGAGGUUGGGACGGAGGUGGGUGUCCAAAUGGUCCCCCUUGGCUUCAGCGUUUAAUGCUAAACCCACCAAAGCUCUCAAUCUCAGCCUCACAAGGGGAAAUGCAGGCCUGUUUUGUAUCCCAGAACUGACAGACUACAGAGGGUUUUAUCUCCUCCAGCAGCGAGCCUGUGAUGACGUGGAGAAACUGGUUGAAGAAGCAACCAGUCCGAAAAGGACACGCAAGAUGGUGGUGGUGUUUGAUGAGCUGUCAGACACACUCUGUCGGGUCGCAGACAUGGCGGACUUUGUGCGAGUGUCUCACCCGGAUCAGGACUACUCCAUGGCUGCAGAGGAGGCCUGUGUUGGACUGUCGGGACUUGUUGAAAAACUCAACACUGAUACUAGCCUCCACCAGGCCCUGAAGUCUGUGAUAGACAAUGGAGACUCCGUCCCCACUGACGAUGUGGACAACAGGGUGGCCCAGCUCUUCAUGUUUGACUUUGAGCAAAGCGGGAUUCACUUACCAGCUGACAAGAGAGAGCAGUUUGUGAAGCUGAACGAAAACAUCCUGAUGCUAGGGAGCUAUUUUGUUCAGCGAACACAUCGUCCAUCCUCCGUACCUAAAGAUAAACUGCCACAGAAUCUUAGAUAUUGUUUCAACGUUGAUGGCGACAACAUCUCUGUCACGGGCCUGUGCUCUGACCACUACAGCGACGUGGUGCGUGAGACUGCAUAUAAAACAUUUCUGUAUCCCGACCACCACCAGUUAGAGAUCCUAGAUGCGUUGUUACAUGCACGACACCAGUUGGCUCAACUUGUUGGUUUCCCAACCUACGCUCACAGAGCCACGAGGGGCACAAUACUAGAAAACCCAGAAUCUGUGACAAAGUUCUUACAGAGCUUGUCCGACAAAUUGAAAGACAGGGCUGGAAAAGACUAUGCAGACAUUCUUCACCUCAAGCAGAGACUCUCAAGUUCCGAUCUGCAUGUCAUGCCCUGGGACCCGCCAUACUACUCAGCCAUUGGCAGACAGGAGAGAUGCAACGCAAGUUCAACAGAGUUGUCUCCCUUCUUCUCCCUGGGCUCAUGCAUAGAGGGUCUGAACCACUUGUUCCGCAGCCUCUACAACGUCACUUUGCAGCGGCAGAAAACACAGCCAGGGGAGUGCUGGUCACAUGACGUUCAUAAGCUGGCUGUGGUCCACGAGGCCUAUGGGGUGCAGGGAUACAUCUAUUGUGAUUUCUUUGAAAGAGCAGGAAAACCACCCCAGGACUGCCAUUUUACAAUCCAAGGAGGCCGAGAGAAGCGAGAUGGCAGCUACCAGCUCCCUGUGGUAGUCCUCCAGCUGAACCUGCCACCCCCUCAGUCUCGAUCCCCAUCCCUGCUCACCCCGGGGGCCAUGGAGAACUUGUUCCAUGAGUUUGGUCAUGCCAUGCACUCUAUGCUUGGUCGCACAAAGUACCAACAUGUCACGGGUACACGAUGUUCAACAGACUUUGCCGAGGUGCCGUCGGUACUGAUGGAGUUCUUUGCAGCUGACCCCAGGGUGCUGUCAACAUUUGCCCGACACUACAAGACUGGGGAACCUUUGGCACCAAGCACCAUCCAAGAUCUGUGUCUGUCCAAGAGAAUGUAUGCUGCAUCGGAGAUGCAGCUGCAGGUGUUCUACUCUGUCCUGGACCAGGUGUACCAUGGAUCCCACCCUCUGGGAAGGUCCACGACACAGGUCCUGGCAGAUCUGCAGGCGGAGUACCAUGGCACACCCUACAUUGACAACACGGCGUGGCAGUUACGAUUUGGUCACCUGGUUGGUUAUGGCGCCAAGUACUACUCAUAUCUCCUCUCAAGAGCAGUGGCAUCUAAGAUCUGGUACCAGAGCUUUAACCAGAACCCUUUCAGCAGGGAGUCGGGUGAGCUGUAUAGACGAGAAGUCCUCGACCAUGGAGGGGAGAAACCACCAACCCAGCUUGUACAAGGUAUGCUUGGAGAGACACCGACAGCAGAAACACUGGUGAUGUCUCUUGUUCAGGAUCUGGAUGAAGGAGCAAGAUUGCUGGCCACAUAGCAGAGUUACACUGAAAUUUGUAAAACCAACAUAUUCCAUUGAGUAACAAAGCAAGAUGUUCAUAGUAACACAUCACAUUGCAGCCAUGCAGAAUAACGUGAUGUGAAAGCCUGGCAAUGGGGGAUCAUGAAUAGUCAUGAGUAUCAUGCAUUGUGAUGAGUUAGUGAGUGAGUCGGGUUUAAACCUGCUUUUACAACUGAUCUAGCCAUAUUCUGACAUUGGAACACCAGAGAUGUUCAGUGCUAAAUAUCCAACAUGUUGGGAAUUGAACGAAGGCUUCCUCUGUGACGAACAACAGAUCAAAAUUGCUUUUAGAACUGAUGCAGCCCUAUUCUGACAUAGGAACACCAGAGAUGGUCAGUUCUCAGUGUACACAUGUAGAGAAUUGAACCCAGGCUUCCCCUGUGACGAACAACAAUCAAAACUGCUUUUAGAACUGAUAUUCUGUCAUGGGUACACCAGAGAUGGUCAGUUCUCAGUGUACACAUGUAGAGAAUUGAACCCAGGCUUCCCCUGUGACGAACAACAAUCAAAACUGCUUUUAGAACUGAUAUUCUGUCAUGGGUACACCAGAGAUGUUCAGUUUUAGUCUACUCAUGUGGGGUAUUGAACCCGAACUUUCUCUUUGACAAGAGAACUGAUGUUUAGAACUGAUCAGUCUACGCUAAAUUACCAUUUUGCUGUCCUUGCAGAGUGUAGAACACAAAGGCUCCAGACUAACGAUCAAAUUACCAUCUCAUCCUGCUGGGUACCGAUCUAAUGCUGGGUGAAGAAUAAUAUUCUCAUUUAUCGUGAACUUCAGUGUAACUUUUGGGAACAUUUGUAUGAAUUGUGCUCUUAAAAAGAAACCAAACUUUUGAAUACUUCUUGACAUAAAUGUUAGAGAAACAUUAUUUUAUUUAUGUGAUUGACUCAAGUUCUGUUACACCAAAUGAUACAAGAAAUACAAAUAAAACAAAUAAUGAUCAUCUGUUAUUGGAUUUGUGGAUGGUUAUCAAAAUGUGGCACAACAACCCCGUCUGGGAUGUUGGUGUUGUUCAUUAAGAUUUUGUCUGAUCGUAACAAGGUCAGGUUUACAGCCAUGUGAGAGAAAGGCUAUAUCCUCCUUUUCAGUUGGCACUCGUGGUUGAUCGGAACGCUGAUGUCCUGAACGUCCUUAGUUUGCUGAUAUUUUCUAGCCAAUCGGCUGAUAGUUGAUGGAUAAACAUGGAACGUGAUCUGUGCAAACUGGGAGUGAGACCCACAAUCAUCGUUUUGGCAUGCCUAAGGGACGCAACUCUACCACACAUAUUGCAGCACCUCAGUCUACCUGUUCUCCCCAAUUUUUAAGGGAUUGUCAUCAUUGUUUUGUGUGGAAGUGAUACUUGCAAUUUCCCGUAUAUUGUAUUAAUACCCGAGCGUAGAUGUCAUACUGUAUUUACAACAUGAGUUACAGAGAGUGAGGGAAAUAUCAUUUUUCUGGCACAAGUUUUGUAAGUACAAUAUGACAUCUACGCGAGUGGGUCCUUAUGACCCCCUACUCUUCAGAAGGCUGAAAUAUAGUGUUUAUUAGUGUUGAUAAAUGUGUCAGACGAAGGAAACAAGAGUGAUUGAAGUUGUAGUAAACAUUGUAUCUGUAGUAAAAAGUUAUGAAUGAAAAAAGUAGUCCCGCAUUCCGAUGUCACGUGAUUGUCUCAGUCGGCCAAUGAAAUUACCCCUAGGGUUUAUUACACAUGUGCUACGUAUCGAAAAUACAUCAUCACCUAUUUUAACUCAUAUGGAUAAUAAAAAAGAUUCUUUCAAAUCAUGCACGUAUUACCUUAUGCGUUUAUGUGUAUGUACAUAUUUCAUUAUACAUAGGAAGGCAUGUUGACUAUACAAGUACACGUAACAUCACUGUUUUGCUUAAGUUGGACGUGUGGAAAUAUUGAGUAUGAUAUGUUUUGUGAAUGUUGUUUAAGAUGUCCCUGUUUUAUAGAAUACAAAUACAUGACAUGUA
Haliotis rubra (blacklip abalone) is the source of this 4160-nucleotide messenger RNA. RefSeq names its product mitochondrial intermediate peptidase-like. Lineage: Eukaryota; Metazoa; Mollusca; Gastropoda; Lepetellida; Haliotidae. The coding region runs from base 89 to 2182 and encodes 697 amino acids. The transcript is spliced from 20 exons. Gene Ontology annotation, cellular component: mitochondrion. Gene Ontology annotation, molecular function: metalloendopeptidase activity. Gene Ontology annotation, biological process: peptide metabolic process. The record is from RefSeq and is a predicted model, not a curated record.